UUUGUUUGAAAUUUUAGUAACACGUCAUACAAUGGACGAAUAUUUUAAGGUGAAACUGACAUACUCAAGUCCCUUUUCAUAUUAUCCAGAUGCGGAAGUGGAACCUUCUCUUCUCCAAGAACUUGAGAUCAAUUCUGACCAAAUCCUGCAAAAAAUUCAAAUAAUUUGCCACUUAUCUAGACACCCUGACGAUGAGUGUCUUCUAAAAGACCCAGAUUUGAGUGGUCCCCUUUUUCUAUACUUACUUCUGAGUACCUGCUCGUUUUUAUCUGGAAAUAGUCCGCACUUUGGUUCUGUGUAUGGAAUAUCUGUCGUUUCUUGCGUGUUGAUGUACUGCUUGUUGUCACUGAUGUUUUCCGAACAUGUAUUUCCCGUAACAACCGUCGCUUCGGUCUUAGGUUACAGCUUAGUUCCCAUUGUCGCAUUAUCAGCGUUCGGCAUAUUUUACCCUUUGAGAAGCUUAGUAGGUAUUACUUUGGCAACUUCGUCGGUGAUUUGGUCGAGUAUGUCGGCUUCGAGGUUGUUUGUGACUGUGCCCGGGAAGUGGAAACAGCAGCCGUUGGUGGCGUAUCCAUGUGCCGUGGUGGCCGCAAUUUAUGUGUUAAUAUUGAUGUUUUAAUUAGAAAUAAAAAAACUAUACAUCUU
Molecule: messenger RNA, 645 nt
Organism: Zophobas morio
Lineage: Eukaryota; Metazoa; Arthropoda; Insecta; Coleoptera; Tenebrionidae
Product: protein YIPF5-like
Exons: 2
Coding region: 32-619 (195 amino acids)
Biological process (GO): vesicle fusion with Golgi apparatus; endoplasmic reticulum to Golgi vesicle-mediated transport
Cellular component (GO): trans-Golgi network
Source: RefSeq, a predicted model, not a curated record